Molecule: messenger RNA, 3402 nt
Organism: Closterium sp. Naga37s-1
Lineage: Eukaryota; Viridiplantae; Streptophyta; Zygnematophyceae; Desmidiales; Closteriaceae
Source: the annotation of a GenBank genome assembly
AUGCCACUCCCAUGCUGGAGAAGAUGCCGCCAUUCCGCUUUGCACGAUCCUUCCUGUUCGACGUCCAAUUCGAACUCGCGGAAUUCCGUGAUCGCAUCAGCGGCUGCGAAUUCCGGCGGGGUCGCGAAUUCGGGCCAGAUUUCGGCAGCAACAGCGUCCGCGCCAGCGGGGCAGAUCCCGCCUCCCCCAGAUGCCACCUCCCUGUCGGCCCCCGCGUUCGUGGUGUGGGGCGCGAACACAGGCGUGGGGAAGACCCUCGUUUCCGCGGGCCUUGCUGUCGCGCUGCUUGCGCGAGCUGCGGGGGAAGGGGGCGCGGAAGGGGGCGGGGGAGGUAGACGGGGCGCAGCGGAUGGGGGAAGGGGCGUGCAGGGAGAAACUGCAGGAGAUUGCGGGGGAUUCCAUUUGGAGUAUGUGAAACCACUGCAGACAGGGUACCCUGAAGAUUCGGAUGCUCGCCUGGUGAUGCUCGCUGCUGCCCACUGCGUUGGGAGCAGCAGUGGCAGUAGCGACAGGACAACUGCCACCACCACCAGCAACAACACUACCACCAGCAACACCACCAGCAGCAACACCACCAGCAGCAGCAGCAGCAGCAGCAGCAGCAGUGGUGAUAGUUCUGGCAGCACAGUUUCGUCGUCCCUGCACUUCACACUGCAUUCCCCGAACUACUCCGACGCCCCCACCACACACACCAUCUCCUCUCACUCUCCCUCGCCCUCCACAGUAGCACAAUCCCCUUCCCAUAAUCACCCCUCGUUACAGCCACCCAGCCCCACGGUCUCGCUCACCUGCUCCACCCUAUGGGCUUGGAAGGACCCUGUUUCUCCCCACCUGGCUGCCCGGGAAAGCCGGGCAGCUGUGCUAGAACUUCCAGAGAGAGGAGAGGGAGAGGGAGCGGAAGCAGGGGAGGAGGGGGGGGAAGGGACGGGGGAGGAGGCGGCAGAUGCUGCUGUGGUGGACGCUCUUAGAUCGUAUGUUAGCUGCAGUAGGAGCAGCAGCAACGACAGCAACAGUAAGGAUAGUAGCGGCAGCAGCAGCAGCAGCAGUGGCAGUGACACUAGCAGCAGUGGUAGAUGGGUUCUGAUUGAGACAGCAGGGGGCGUGGCGAGCCCGGGACCCUCGGGAACCCUGCAGGCUGAUCUGUACAGACCCCUGCGCCUGCCUUGUAUUCUAGUGGGAGAUGGGCGGCUGGGCGGCAUCUCGGUCACUGUAGCAGCGGUUGACAGCCUGGCAGGGCGGGGCUAUGACGUGGCAGCUGUGGUGGUAUGUGGGGACGAGGAGGGACGGCUGGAUAACGCAGAUUAUCUAAAGACGUAUUUAAGACCGAGAGGGAUUCCAGUCAUUUCCUUGCCUGCUCUGCCAUCCCCACCACCCAUAUCUGAAUCAAGCUCACCCUCUCUCACCUCCUCUCCCUCCUCUAGUCCCACUACUUCGUUCCAACCCUCCUCUUACUCCACACUCAACCCGAACCUCAUCGAUUGGCUCGGCAAAUCGGAAGGAAGCUUCCAGGAACUUGUGCUGGUGUUGGAACAGUACCACGGGGAGAGGUUGCAGGCACUUGAACGGGCAGCUGAAAGGGCACAUGAAAUUCUCUGGUGGCCGUUCACCCAGCAUGGCAUGGUGGGAGUGAAAGACGUGUCAGUCAUCGACUCCCGGGCAGGCGAAAACUUCUCCAUCUUCCGACCGAACCAGACCGAGCUCCGGGGAGAGCCACAGUCGGACAACCCUACCGAGGGUCGGGCCGAGCCUCGGGCGGAGGUUCGGGAAGAGGCUCGGUUGGAAGAGUGGUUUGACGGGUGUGCGAGCUGGUGGACCCAGGGGCCCAGCCCUGCCCUGCAGGGGGAGCUAUCGAGGGAGAUAGGGGCGGCCAUGGCUCGAUACGGGCAUGUCAUGUUCCCUGAGAACAGCCACGCACUGGCUCUGGAGGCUGCUGAACUGCUGCUGAAGGGCGUUGGGAGAGGAUGGGCCUCGCGGGUGUUCUUCUCAGACAACGGCUCCACAGCCAUCGAGGUGGCGCUCAAAAUGGCCUUCCGCUCCUUCUGCGCUCGGAACGGUGUAGGAUCCGAUGGACUUCCAGAUCUUAAGGUGAUUGCUCUGACUGGAUCGUACCACGGUGACACGCUGGCAGCCAUGCACGCCCAGUCACCCUCCCCGUACACCUCCUUUCAGCAGCAGCCAUGGUACGGAGGCAAGGGCGUGUUCCUUGAUCCCCCAACAGUGGAGUACUCCCAAGGUCAAUGGCUCGUUGUCCUACCCCCCGCCCUCUCCUCCUCCUCCUCCUCCUCCUCCUCCUCCUCCUCCUCCUCCUCUACCGCCCCUCCCACCCCCCACCUCUCCUUUCAAUCACGCACAGCAGUCUUCCACAAGGAAAGGGACUCCUCCCCUCUCGCCCCUCUCUACCAUGACUACAUACACCACCACCUCCAGCCCUUCCUCCUCCCCUCAGACUCCUCCUCAGGUGGCCCUUCAGGUGGUUUUUCAGGUGCCAUGGCCGCCGCGCUCAUCAUCGAACCAGUGCUGCACGGGGCGGGUGGCAUGGUCAUGAUCGAUCCUCUCUUCCAGCGCACGCUCGUCUCCUUCUGCCGCGCCCACGCCAUCCCUGUCAUCUUUGACGAAGUCUUUGCCGGCUGCUGGCGCCUCGGCCACCAGUCAGCAGCGGAGCUACUGGGCUGUUCCCCGGACAUAGCCUGCUAUGCCAAGCUGCUGACAGCUGGCAUGAUCCCAUUGGCCGUCACACUCGCCUCGUCCUCUGUCUUUGACGCAUUCUAUGGCUCCUCCAAGCUCGAUGCUCUCUUGCACGGCCACUCCUACACCGCCCAUCCUGCUGGCUGUGCAGCUGCCUGUGUUUCUCUCAAUGCGCUGUCAGACCCAGCUCGAAACCCCAACCUGCUUCCUGACGGCUCUCAGCUAAAAGAGUUGUGGGACCCCUCGUUAGUGGAGCAGGUCUCCUGUCAUCCCUCGAUACAGCGCGUGCUGGCGAUAGGAACGGUCUUUGUGGCUGAGCUCAGGACCGAUGGUGCAGGCUAUGGCUCGUCAGCAGCCAAGGGGCUCUUAUCACGGCUGAGGCAGCACGGCAUAUAUGCACGGCCGCUGGGCAACGUGGUACGGCUCGUCAGCAGCCAAGGGUCUCCUGUCACGGCUGCGGCAGCAUGGCAUAUACGCACGGCCGCUUGGCACAUAAGUACCCGCUCUGCUCUCCAACUUACUCGUUCCCUCUGUUCUCCCUUCGCUCCCCCCCACAGCUACGGCUCAUCAGCCGCCAAGGGGCUCCUAACAAGGCUGCGGCAGCACGGCAUAUACGCACGGCCGCUGGGGAACGUGGUGUAUUUCAUGUGUGGGCCCUUCACGCCCCCCUCCACAUGCUCUCGCUUACUGCGCAUCCUGCUAGCACUGCUUGAUUAG